Molecule: messenger RNA, 444 nt
Organism: Fusarium sp. VM40
Lineage: Eukaryota; Fungi; Ascomycota; Sordariomycetes; Hypocreales; Nectriaceae
Source: the annotation of a GenBank genome assembly
AUGAAGUUCUCCGCCGCCGUCUUCACUUUCCUCGCCGCCACCGGCGUCUCUGCUGCUCCCGCCGCCGAGACCGUCAACAUGAUGGCCUCAUCCCCCCAGUGGACCAUCCGCGACGCCAAGCGCUACUGCCGCUCCGACGAUUCCAUCUGCAACUGGAAGUUCGGCAUCGACACCGGCAACGGCAAGCCCUUCGAGUGCCGCUACGACGUCAAGGGCCCCGGCGCCUCCAAGAAGGCGGCCGGUGGUCCCUCCACCUGCGGUGACUUCACCAUCACCUCUGGCUGGAGCGGCCAGUUCGGCGCCGACCAGGGCUUCACCACCCUCUCGGUCGUUUCCAACUCCAAGCGCCAGAUCAUCUGGCCUGCUUACACCGACAAGCAGCUCGCUGGUGCCAAGAUUGUCAAGCCCGAUCAGUCUUACGCUCCUGCCACUCUCCCCAAAUAG